AACUGUCUGACUGUUCCUGCAGGAUCAAGACAUGUCCACCAGAGGGAGCCCAUUCAAUAGGAGCGGUGCAAGGUACAAUGGUGUACAAUGUCCAGCUAUACAAUACUAUUUGUGAUCUGAUGGAGGAUCUGGAGAACAUUGAGGACAGAUUCAACGCAGCCAUUUCCAAACUGGAUUCAGAAAUUCUCCAAUUGAUUAAAAAAGAAAAGCCUCCUCCUGAUUCAGAAUAGACACAAGGAGCAGCUGAGGGCAACGGUCAAGAUGAUAAGGAUAAACGUGUAUCUCUGGAGACUUCCAGUGUGCUGGAAGACACACAGCAAAUGGAGACAAACAGCAAGUCUAUCACCGUUGGGUUGGCUGGUCAGCUGGAGGACGGCCACUCAAGCCUACCUGAUGUCUGCUUCAUCAAAGCCCCUCCAGAGAUCGCCGGAGUCCUGCAGUGCGAGGUGGCCAAUGACUUGAGCUUCAUGAUGGUGACCGGUUCUGAAGAGCUGGUCAGCAGAGUCAUCAGGCUUAAAGUUAAAGAGCAGGCCAAGUUUCGCUUCCCCCUGACGGUGGUGGUGCCGUACUGCAGCUCAUACAGUGGCAGCUACAGGCAUGUGGUGGUGAAGAUCGUGGACAGCAAGAGAAGAGCCAGCUACAUCACCCCAGUGACAAUUGAAGGCCCUUUCGAGGGACAGAGGGGUUCAUUUACAGAGGUGAAGGUUUACUCUCUUGGAUUGUUUGCUGUUGUGUCCUGUCUGAAAAGAGAACAUUACACAGUUCCCAGGAGAGGACUGUCGUAUAAACUGCCUGUGGAUCCUCGCAUCUGCCUCAACUACCUCCCAGAGACCUUCACGGCUCCGGUGCUGGCUCAGGCGGUGAUUCAGCCCAUAGAUGCUGUUCUGCUUGCUGCUGUCAAGUCAAGAUGUGAAGCCUAUCACUGGGUGGUGUCCACUAGCCCCCUGCUGUACCUCACCCACCCGUCCUCACAGCCACUGCGGAGACCCUUCAGCAUCACUCUGCCGUGUCCACCCAACCCCAACAGGAAGAGAAGCAAGAUCGAGCAGAGGGAAGCUCUGGUGCAUCACCAUUACCAAGCUGCAAGUGCUUCUCUAGUUUGGGACGAUCCAUUGUCCCCCCGAGUGAGAAUUCUGGUCCCUUCAAAAGAGAACAGAGAACAGCUGAAGGUCGUUGCCUCAACUGAUGGCCAGUGGAGCGUUUUGGAAAAUGUGGUCAUCAGGAACCAGCAGAACGGACUAGUGUCUUUGGAACUGAACGAGAGCUUUGAGAGUCUGCUCGUGGCUCGCCUUAUGUCGGACGCGCAGCCAUGCCAUCUCACCUGUCUGGCUGAGCAGCUGCAGGAGCACUUCAGUCACCACAGCGUCGUCAUUGCCCUCCUUAGGCGAGACAGUGAGCCACACAGUGUUCUCCUGGCAGCCGUGCCAGCCAGAGACCUCAGCUGGGAGCUCACCAAACUGCAGGCACAGGGAUACAGUCGCCAUGCGGAGACCUCGUCUGAGAUCUGGAUGAGGGAGGGAGAUCAGCUUCUGAUCCGACUGGGUGGGAAUAUAACCACUUCAGUGCCAGUGACUGACCAAAACGGCAUGCUCGAUGAGCGACUCACCUUCCACAGUCAACAGAAGAAUCACCUGACCAUACGUCUAACUGAAAUGGACCCUUUUGGUAACCACAGCUCGCCCCACUACAAGGGCACCGCCAUCUUUUAUAAGAUUGACAGGGAGCAAGUGAAGUGGCUGGAGGACAAACUUCUGCCGUUGGAACUGAGUCUCCUGGGAGAUCCCGUCUGCAAGCUCUCUCUGACUUUGCCCAAGAAAGUGAGAGCAAUUAAACGACCGACCACAGCAAGACUGAAGUUAUAUGAGGAGACUGAUGCCCUGCCUGACCCCUUGCUUCUGUGGCUGUCAUCAGAGCUUUCACUAGAAGAACUUCCAAGACUUGCGCGCGCUCUCCGUCUCCGUCGAAGCACCGCACAGCUGGUGAAGCUACAAACAGGAGGGAAUAUAUCUUCUCAGGCCUUUCACCUCCUGGCCAAGUGGAGAAAAGAGCAGCCUGCUUCUCCCCAACAACCCAAGAUCGCUAUACUUGCCCAAUGCCUGACCAAGAGUGGUCGGCCUGAUCUGGCCAGAGAACUGCUUCAACUGCAAAGUUCAGCUUCAAAAUGAAAGUCUUUGCCUUGAAUUGGUGUAAAGUUCAACUGCAGCCACGAGAGGUCAGCAUUUUACAAGGGAACUUAAUUUAUCUGCUUGAAGUUUGACAUGUUGAAUGGCAGAAGGAAGUCCAUAUUGUGGAGCAUUCUGACAAUCAAUAUCAUCUUCAAGAGGCUGUUACCGUAGCAACUCAGGUUUAUUUUAAAGUCCGACAUUUAUUCCUGACAGCCUUCACUACAUUCUGUCGCCUCACGCUCAAAGGCAGGCAGGUGAUUUACGA
This is a messenger RNA of Synchiropus splendidus (mandarinfish), 2430 nucleotides long. RefSeq names its product death domain containing 1 (gene dthd1). Lineage: Eukaryota; Metazoa; Chordata; Actinopteri; Syngnathiformes; Callionymidae. The transcript has 11 exons. The record is from RefSeq and is a predicted model, not a curated record. Gene Ontology annotation, molecular function: protein binding. Bases 321 to 2165 code for a protein of 614 amino acids. Gene Ontology annotation, biological process: signal transduction.